Molecule: messenger RNA, 1124 nt
Organism: Cydia fagiglandana
Lineage: Eukaryota; Metazoa; Arthropoda; Insecta; Lepidoptera; Tortricidae
Exons: 2
Coding region: 9-1100 (363 amino acids)
Source: RefSeq, a predicted model, not a curated record
GUGCAUGUAUGGAAAAGCAAUUGGGUGAACUGGUAGCCGAACCGUCCGGAGAGUUCAAAAAGUUUACCCGCAUGUCUGUAAUGGAUUUCGAAUAUUUACUUAACAAAAUUUCGAGCCAAAUAUCGAAACAAGACACCCACCUGAGAAAAUCCAUUCCAGCCCGCAUACGUCUCGCAGUAACACUUCGUUAUUUGGCCACCGGCGAUGACUACCAGAGUCUACAUUUCUUAUUCAAAAUAUCACCUCAGUUGAUAUCAGAAAUUAUACCAGAAGUUUGCAUGGCUUUGAAUGAAGCUUUAAAGGAUGAAAUUAAGCUUCCUUCAUGCCCCGAGGAAUGGCUAGAAAUUUCAAAAGGCUAUUCAUUGAAAUUUCCUCGGGCCAUCGGGGCUCUAGAUGGCAAGCAUGUUGCUUUGCAAUGCCCAAUUAACUCGGCAUCUGAAUAUUUUAAUUACAAGAGAACGUUCAGUAUUGUCCUCCUGGCACUAGUAGACAGUCAGUGCAAUUUUACUUUUGCUGACAUCGGCUGCCAAGGUCGAAUCAGUGAUGGUGGCGUAUUUAGAAACUGCAUGUUGUGGGAAAAGAUUUGCGACAACCAACUGAAUCUGCCACCACCACAUCCAUUGCCCGGAUUAAAUAAACAUGUGCCUUAUGUGUUCUUGGCUGAUGCAGCAUUUGCUCUUUCGGAGAAUGUAAUGAAACCGUAUCCCGGAAACCUUGAGCGGGGAAAUCCACGACGCAUAUUCAACCAACGAUUGUCAAGUGCUCGUGUUACAGUAGAGAACGCUUUUGGUAUACUGGUUACCAAAUUUCGGGUUUUCAAAAAACCUAUACAAUUGCAACCAGAGAAAGCUAGCAUUGUUACAUUAACUUGCAUAUUGUUACACAAUUACUUGAGGCGUAGCAGGACAUCGUCGCAUAUCUACACGCCUCCAGGUUCAAUUGAUCAAUAUGACCGGAACGACGUUCUCAUCCAACCAGGCUCAUGGAGAAACGAAACCGAUACGACGUGUGCCGUUCGCAAUAUGCGGCAAAUACCACGCCGAUCUCCUCUUAACGCCACACAAAUCAGAGACGAGUUUACUACUUAUUGUAUUCGUUAAAAUAAACAUGAUUAUCUUACCGUC